AUGCUCCUUAGUCAGCUGAUUCCUCUUCUGAGCCUGCUCAGCGGAACUUGGCUGUCCACAGGCUGGGGGAGGCCUGGACCCUGGGAUUCCCCACUACAGUCCUGGGCUGUGGCCAAUCAGACCUCCCCUGUGCCAAUAUCUGCCCUUAGCAGCUGGCAAGUCUUCUUGAACCUGCAGAAAAGCGCACAAUGGGAGGCCCGCAGACUCCAGCACAGGCAAGAGGUGACUGCCCCCGUGUCUCUGCCACUAGACCCAGAGGAAAUGACCCAGGAGAUAUGCAAGGCUGUGCCCUUCACUCAGGUGCUCUCCCGGCCUGGCUGCACAGCCAUUCGCCUACGUAAUCACCUCUGCUUUGGCCACUGCUCCUCCAUCUAUGUCCCUGGCUCAGGUCCUGCUCCGCUUGUCCUCUGCAGCAGCUGUGUGCCCACUCACCAGCGCAGGGCACCGGUGGUCCUGUGGUGCUGGGCAGGUGGCCGAGCCGUCCGUCGUCGGGUGAAGACAACCACCGUGCUGGUUGAGGGGUGUCACUGCAAUCUGAAGGCAUGAGCUGAGCAUGAUUGAUGGACACCCAGACACACAGAUCUGGAAGAGAUGGAGACAAACUCAGAAAGAUACCAACCUGGACCGUGCACACUGGAUUUGGGGACAGCCAGAUAGGUCUCCAGUGUCCUCACACUGCUCCUGG
Molecule: messenger RNA, 685 nt
Organism: Talpa occidentalis (Iberian mole)
Lineage: Eukaryota; Metazoa; Chordata; Mammalia; Eulipotyphla; Talpidae
Gene: DAND5
Product: DAN domain BMP antagonist family member 5
Exons: 2
Coding region: 1-546 (181 amino acids)
Biological process (GO): signal transduction involved in regulation of gene expression; determination of heart left/right asymmetry
Molecular function (GO): morphogen activity
Source: RefSeq, a predicted model, not a curated record